CAGCAUUCAUUCUCCUUAUUCACUCGUCCAGAGGCUCAAAAUGGGAUUCUCCAGAAACAGCUGCGUAUGUACACGGCGUAUUCAAUUCAGCUACUGAGACACCUUCAACUGCUCAGUGAUAACUGCUGUGGUAAGAACUUGGCUGGACUGGCAGCUUCCCUAGCGGAGGUGGGCACAGGAGAGCCAGGAAAUCUUUUGUUUAUUCAUCUGUUGCAAAGAGGUGCUUUCCAUCUGAUGAUCAGACAAACACCGGACAGAAAUAAAUUGAAACUCAAAAUGGUCACAAUAUUGGCUAAUCUUUUCACGAGAGAACGUCUGCCUCAUUGGUUCCAAAUGGACGACAAAAAUAGCUACCCUGCGGAAUCCAAGAAUCUGAUUUUCUUGACUGGAUUGCCUAAUGAAAUGCAACACCUUGUCGAAGAAUAUAAUGAAAUUGCUGUCCCUCUCUACCAGAAGUUUAUGGCUGCCGCAUCGAGUGACCGCAACCUUGUUAUUGUUAAUAUAUAG
Strongylus vulgaris is the source of this 507-nucleotide messenger RNA. NCBI's taxonomy places the organism in Eukaryota, Metazoa, Nematoda, Chromadorea, Rhabditida, Strongylidae. The record is from the annotation of a GenBank genome assembly.